Messenger RNA from Eubalaena glacialis (North Atlantic right whale), 1989 nucleotides. Its product is annotated as thimet oligopeptidase-like. NCBI's taxonomy places the organism in Eukaryota, Metazoa, Chordata, Mammalia, Artiodactyla, Balaenidae. Gene Ontology annotation, biological process: proteolysis; peptide metabolic process. Gene Ontology annotation, cellular component: mitochondrial intermembrane space. The record is from RefSeq and is a predicted model, not a curated record. Gene Ontology annotation, molecular function: metalloendopeptidase activity.
AUGGGGGCUGUGCAUGAGCCCUUCAUCUUCCCCGCAGACACCACUGGUGCUUGCUCGGCCUCGCGGGUGAUGUGGGGGGCACGGGGGACAGUCCUGUGUCCCCACCUUCUUGGGCUGCAGACAGGCCGCGUUGGUCCUGUGGUGACUGGGGGCUCCCAGGAGAACCCCACCGCAGAGCCGGAGAGGUGGCCCCAGAGAAGGUGGCGUACGCCUGGGGCCGGGCCUCACCAGCCAGCCCCGGGCCACCUGCAGCAACAGGCGUCGCGCCGUCCAGGGGCUGGGUGUUCGGGCGCCGCGGGGAUGAGCUGCUGUCUGCACGGCAGCCCAAGACCUGGCCCGGUCUCUGGGUUCCAGGAGAACUGCGCGAUCCUCGGGGAGCUGGUAAGGCUGCAGGCUCAGAAGUCUCACCUGCUGGGGUUCAGCACGCGUGCCGACUCCGUGCUGGAGAUGAACAUGGCCAAGACCAGCCAGGUGGUGGCCACUUUCCUAGAUGAGCUGGCCCAGAAGCUGAAGCCCCUCGGGGAGCAGGAGCCCGUGAUCCUGGAGCUAAAGAAGGCCGAGUGCCAGAGGCGGGGCCUGCACUUUGACGGGCCCAUCAACGUCUAGGACCUGCGCUACUACAUGAACCAGGGGGAGGAGACGCGCUACCACGUGGACCAGUACCUGCUCAAUGAGUCCCUCCCCAUGCAGGUGGUCACGCGCGGGCGGCGCAUCUCCCAGGAGCUGCUGGGGCUGACCUUCGACCUGGAGAAGGGCGCCAACGUGUGUCACGAAGACGUGAGGCUCUACACGGUCCGGGACGCAGCCGCGGGCAAGGUCAUCAUCGGCAAGUUCUACCUGGACCUCUACCCUCGGGAAGGGAAGUCCGGGCACAUGGCCUGCUUUGGCCUGCAGCCGGGCUGCCUGCAGCAGGAUGGGAGGCGCCAGAUUGCCAUCGCGGCCAUGGUGGCCAACUUCACCAAGCCUACGCCCAACCCGCCAUCCCUGUUGCAGCAUGAUGAGCUGGAGACCUACUUCCAUGAGUUCGGCCAAGCGAUGCACCAGCUCCGCUCCCAGGUGGGUGCGGGCGCGGGGCUACAGGCAGGGGGCGGGGAGGGCCCGGGCUCUCCCGUGGUCCUCAGGCAGUCAAGAGUUGCCUUUAAAAAGACAAACGACAAGAAAGGCACGUUGCCUGCGACUCUGGUGACAGCCGGUGAUGAGAACCGGAGGGUAGGCUCUGAGAGGGCCUGGAGCGCCGCGCCCUGUGAGGCCCUGGGGCUGCUGUCAGUCUCGGUGGAGGCUCAGCAAGUCCCAGUGACUUCCCCACGGGGGGGUCCCCAGCUCAACGUCUGGGCCCAGGACUCAGUGCUCGUUCAGUCUUCCUGCGGUCAGCCCUUCGUCCUGAGAGCGAUGCUCUCACAGGCUGCACCGGAGCGCCCGGUGAUGAGAACCAGAGGGAAGGCUCUGGGGCCGGGAGCGCCGCGCCCUGUGAAGCCCUGGCGCUGCUGCCAGUCUCGGUGGGGCACGAGCAGCGCCGUCCCCCAGGAGCUGCUGGACAAGCUCAUGAAGUCCCGGCUGGCCAACCCCGGCCUCUUCAACCUGUGCCAGAUCGUCCUGGCCAAGGUGGACCAGGCCCUGCACACGCAGACGCCCUCGGACCCGGCCCAGGAGAAUGCCCGCCUCUGCCAGGAGAUCCUCGGGGUCCCAGCCACGCCAGGGACCCACCUGCCUGCGACCUUCGGCCACCUGGCAGGAAGCUACGACGCCCAGUCCUAUGGCUACCUGUGCAGCGAGGUGUACUCUGCGGACACGUUCCACACACGUUUCAAGCAGGAGGGCGUCCUGAGUGGCAAGGUUGCCAUGGACUACAGAAGCUGCAUUCUGAGGCCAGGGGGCUCCGAGGAUGCCAAGGGCAUGGUGAAGCUCUUCCUGGGUUGCGACCCCACGCAGGACGCCUUCCUCCUGAGCAAAGGGCUGCAGGUUGAGGGCUGCAAGCCGCCGGCCUACUGA